Messenger RNA from Hydra vulgaris (swiftwater hydra), 739 nucleotides. The record is from RefSeq and is a predicted model, not a curated record. Lineage: Eukaryota; Metazoa; Cnidaria; Hydrozoa; Anthoathecata; Hydridae.
UCAAAGCUGCUGUAGCUAAAAACGUAUAAAAAAUUUAAAUGUAUACGAAUUUUAAGACUUAUAAUUCAGACUAAAAGUAAACCGCCAAAUUUUCUUUAUAUUUUUUAAACUUUAAUAUACCAACAUUUUUUACUUAAGGUGGUAGUCAUAACCUGGAUGGAUCUCAAUGCAUCUAAACCAACGAACUUUCGCAAGUUUUUUUCUGAUGACGAAAUUAAUGGGUUUCGAGAAAUUUUUUCAAUGUAUGACAAAGAUAAUAGCGGUACUAUCACUCUCAAUGAAAUUGGCGAAGUCAUGAAAAGUGCAGGUCUAAAUCCAUCUGAUGAAGAAAUAAAACAAAUGAUAUUAGAGAUGGAUUCAAACGAUAGUGGUACUAUCGAGUUUUCGGAAUUCUUAGCAAUAAUAAAAAGUCGAAUUCAAAAUAGCGAGUACAACGGAUUUAAAGAAAUUUUUCUUAAGCAUGAUAUAAAUGAAUCCGGCUUAAUUAACAAAGAAGAAUUGCUUUCGGUGAUCCACACUUAUAACAAAAGAUUCUCAGAAGAUGAUGUAGAAAAUUUAAUUAAAGAAGUGGGUCAUACAAAUAAUUACGUCAAUUACGAAGAUUUUUUGAAGGCAUGGCGUGCUUUAUAAAAAGCAUGAUGGCGUGCUUUAUAAAAAGCGUCGCGUUAAAAGGUGAUUUUUGAUAAUAACAUCAAAGUAAAAUAAUUGUAAAAAUAAAGGAAUAAAAUGUUUUUUUGUU